AUGAAUGCGCCACCCGUAUUACGGCCGUUGAGGGCCAUUUUGCAGAGGCGGCUGCAACUUGUGCCCUCUCGCCCCAUCCGAACACCUUACUACGUCCGAGCCUCCCAGCUCCGCCCUCAACUCCGCUGCAACUCCUCAAUACCCAAAGACCAAACCUUCAAAUCGGACAGCUCUGCCGAAGAGCCAGCGAAGGAACCAUCCCAAGAUACCCAAGCCUCGAGAACCGCAAGCCCGGCGGAAGAGGUCCAAGAUGUCAACCCAGAAGAACACCUGGAACCUCCAGAGCGCCCAGAAGCCACGAAAGGCGAGAUAGAGGUCCAUCAGGCCGAGCCGGCCGAUUUCGCCCAGGUGGUUCCUGGGGAACCUGUCGCGGAGUCUGAGGUCACAGUAAUCGAGCCAACAAGCUUGAAAGAGGCCGCUCUGCCGAAAUUCAAUGACGCGUUGAUCAAGUCCGCAUUCAAGCGAGUCAAGGCUGCGAGCGCUGAGAUCGAAGCCGGCAUAUCAGAAGUAGUAGCACGGCAGAUCGAGGCUGCUGAGGCCGCUGCCACGAGCGAGACACAAGAAGAAAUCCCAACCCCAGGGCCCGACCACGCAUUCGUGAGGUCGAAGAUGCAGGAAGUGGAGGCUUUGUCCUCACAGAUACGAGUCGGCCUCCACGAGUUCGAGCAAUUGGGCCUGCAAGCGGCACAGGAGGUUGAGACGAUCCUUGAGAACCCAGCGGUCACUGCGAAAAGCGAGGGCGCGCUCCCAGAUGAGAUAGUGAAGGCUGCGGAAGAAGUGCGUGAAACGGAGGAAAUCGGGGCAGGCGAGACGGAAACCUCUGAACUUGUGUUCUUGACUGCGACGGAAGCCCAGGAAAUUGUUAACGAAAAGAUCGCAACGGCCGAGCUCAACGAGGCACCAUCACAACAGCCGACUCCCCAAAGCGACUCGAAGGCUACAGCUGCGAAAAAGCAGGGGAGGAAGUCAAAGCACGAAGGUCUCAACGCAGCAGUGGAGAAAGAACUGCGGAAUCGGACAGAAGAAAGCGCCGCCAAUUUGGUCGAGGCUGAGGAUGACGUCCCAGACGAGCCGUCUCGUCUUCCGCGAAAUGUACAAGCGUUCUAUCUGCAGCCGCUCCGCCGGGAAGCGAAGUACAACUUGCCCUCUUGCAACCUUCAGCUGCGUUCAUACAGCGUCCGGCCGCUGGAGUCAUUCUGCGACUUCGCUCUGCGUGCGGCGUACUACCUGGGUCUGCCUGCUUACGGCCCGACACCACUACCUAAGAUCAUCCAGAGGUGGACGGUGCCCAAGUCCAGUUUCAUCUUCAAGAAGUCGCAAGAGAACUUCGAGCGUAUCACGCGCCGCAGGCUUAUUCAGAUCCGUGAUGGACAUCCAGAGACGGUGCAGAUCUGGCUGGCCUUCUUGCAGAAACACCAACAGGCCGGUGUGGGUAUGAAGGCCAAUGUGUGGGAGUUCAGCAGCCUUGAUGUCGCCAAAGAACUGGACCAGGCUUACGAGGAAGCCAAACCCAUAAUUGACAAGAAGUUCAACCUCUUGGGCCAGGACAGGGAGAUCGCGACGGUCGAGAAGGUGGACGAGAUCCUCACAAGUGAGAGGUACAAGCUGGCUGGAGCGCGGGCUGCGGAAGUCGCAUCAUCCCACAACGUCUACCCACCCACACAAUCAUCAUCACCACCAAGUCCUUACCAGCGCCGCGCAGCCACCACCACCACCACCACCACCACUACAUCCUUUAAAGAUGCUAGCCCAAGGGUGAUCUUCUCCGGAAUCCAGCCCACAGGCGUGCCGCACCUGGGCAACUACCUGGGGGCGCUGUCACAGUGGGCCACGCUGCAGAACGAAGCGGCGGCAGACAGCACCAACAGCACGCGGCUGCUGUUCUCGGUGGUGGACCUGCACGCCAUCACGCUGCCGCAGGAGGCGUCGCAGCUGCGGGCGUGGCGGCGCGAGAUGCUGGCCGCGCUGCUGGCCGUGGGGCUGGACCCGGCGCGCAGCACCAUCUUCCACCAGUCGUCCGUGCCCGCGCACGCCGAGCUCAUGUGGGUGCUGUCGUGCACCGCGUCCAUGGGCUACCUGUCGCGCAUGACGCAGUGGAAGAGCAAGAUGUCCCUGCCGGAGGACACAUCCGCCCUGCCGACAGAUGACCGCGUCGGCGGUGGCGCCAACAAGGCCGCCGCCCUCAAGCUCGGCCUCUUCUCCUACCCCGUCCUCCAGGCCGCCGACAUCCUCGUCCACCGCGCCACGCACGUGCCCGUCGGCGAGGACCAGCGGCAGCACCUCGAGUUCGCGCGCGAGUGCGCGACGGGCUUCAACCACGCGCACGGCGGCGGCGGCGGCGGCAACCCUGGCAUACUCGUCCCGCCCGAGACGAUUGUCAGCCCGGCACGGCGCGUCAUGAGCCUGACGGACCCGACCAAGAAGAUGAGCAAGUCGGACGCGAACCCGGCGAGCCGCGUGCUGAUCACGGACGCGCCGGCCGAGAUCCGGAAGAAGGUCAUGCGCGCCGUGACGGACUCGCAGAGCGGGUCCGUCAGCUACGACCCGGAGUCCCGCCCCGGCGUGUCGAACCUGCUCGAGAUCCUGGCCAUCCUCGAGGGCGAGGAGAGGACGCCCGCCGAGGCGGCGGCGGGCUUCGCUGGCUCGCAGCACCCGCUCAAGGCGCUCAAGGAGAGGACGGCGGACGCGAUCGUCGCCGAGCUGAGGGAUGUCCGCGAGAGAUACUUCGAGCUGAUGGGUCAUAAUGAUGGGAAGGAAUUAGAUGAGAUCGAGGCUCGGGGGGCUGAGAAGGCCAGGGCGAGUGCGGAUGUCACGAUGAAGCUUGUCAAGGAGGCCGUGGGGCUCUAG
Diaporthe amygdali is the source of this 2847-nucleotide messenger RNA. RefSeq lists its product as uncharacterized. The coding region runs from base 1 to 2847 and encodes 948 amino acids. The transcript has 5 exons. Gene Ontology annotation, molecular function: structural constituent of ribosome; tryptophan-tRNA ligase activity; ATP binding. Gene Ontology annotation, biological process: mitochondrial tryptophanyl-tRNA aminoacylation; translation. NCBI's taxonomy places the organism in Eukaryota, Fungi, Ascomycota, Sordariomycetes, Diaporthales, Diaporthaceae. The record is from RefSeq and is a predicted model, not a curated record. Gene Ontology annotation, cellular component: mitochondrial matrix; mitochondrion; ribosome.